UCAAUAUCAUCACCACACUUUACACAGUAGACUACUACGACAAGCUACUGAUUUCAACCACACUCGGGGUCCAAUUACCUACCCCAAUCCCUCAUUUCCUUCAUCACCCGCUCUCCCUACACACCCCACCAACCAAUCCCUCCCCCCUCCUCCGGGAAACUCACCAAAAUGGUCGACAUCCUCCCCCUCAGCAGCUACCCCUCCUACAUCGACCUCCUCCCAUCGAUCCAAACCUGCAACAUCACGAACCUGCCCGAGAACUACUUCCUAAAAUACUACCUGUACCAUGCUCUGACCUGGCCCCAACUAUCCUUCGUGGCCGUGGUGCGGCCCAAGAACGGCUACAGCAAGUAUACCUCGGAAAAGGGCGCCGGCAGCGCCGCAGAACAAUACCCCAAGGUAGUGGGGUACGUGUUGGCGAAGAUGGAGGAGGAGCCGACGGAUGGGGUGCCGCAUGGUCAUAUCACGAGUAUUUCUGUGAUGAGGACGCAUAGACGGUUGGGUAUUGCGGAGAGGUUGAUGAGGAUGUCUCAACGCGCAAUGGCCGAAUGCCACCGCGCACAAUACGUGUCCCUGCACGUGCGCGUAUCCAACAAGGCGGCCCUGCAUCUUUACCGCGAUACGCUGGGAUUCCAGGUCGACAGUGUCGAGAGCAAGUACUAUGCGGAUGGGGAGGAUGCGUACGCGAUGCGCAUGGAUCUGUCGGGGAUGUUUAUCGAUUGGGCGGAGAUUGAGCGGAAGGAUCGCGAGCGGGCGGAGAAAGAUGAGAAGGAUGCGGAUGAGGGAGAUGAGGUGGGUGAGUUGGGGAAGAAGGAGGAGAAGGAGAGUAGUGAGAAGAUGGUUAAGGUGAAGGUUGGGCGUGGGUUGGGAGUGGGGGAUUUGGUUGAGAAGAAUGAGGCACAGGGUUCUUCUCAGUAAAUGCUCUUGCUUAAUUCUAGGUAUCGGGGAAAAAAGAGUGGGGGUUGCCUUUCUUGUAUAAAAUAGAUAUUAUACGAUGGUUUUUGGUAGAUCCUGGUAUUGGUUAUGGGAUUGGUUGGUGCAUGGCUCUAGAUUUCGUGUUGAACAAGCAUGCUAAUUAC
This is a messenger RNA of Aspergillus welwitschiae, 1079 nucleotides long. Its product is annotated as peptide alpha-N-acetyltransferase complex A subunit ARD1. NCBI's taxonomy places the organism in Eukaryota, Fungi, Ascomycota, Eurotiomycetes, Eurotiales, Aspergillaceae. Gene Ontology annotation, cellular component: NatA complex. The record is from RefSeq and is a predicted model, not a curated record. Gene Ontology annotation, biological process: N-terminal peptidyl-glutamic acid acetylation. Gene Ontology annotation, molecular function: protein-N-terminal-glutamate acetyltransferase activity; protein N-terminal-serine acetyltransferase activity. The coding region runs from base 169 to 918 and encodes 249 amino acids. The transcript has 2 exons.